GACCCGACUCCGGGUCGGGUUGACUUCGAUCACAAGUUCGAUUUGAGACUCAAUACCUGCAUUGACCUGUACAGUGUCAUGGCGGAAGAGUUGUCUUCUAUAACCUCAAUGUACCUCGCAGAAAUAAUCAGAAAUUGUUUAUCUUACGAGAAAAUUGUGCGAGUCGACAAAUGAUAUCUCUAAUGGUUAGAUUAGAAAAUAAUAGCGUAAAUAUGAAAAUUGUUCGAGAUGAAUCCGGAAAAAUGAUUCAAUUGGCCGAAGGGAUUCUGUGCGAAUAUGUGGAUAGCGAUGGAAAUACCACUUUAAAAUUUGUACAAACAACAGAUUCGUGCUGUAGCGAAUCAUUGUCUGAAAUUGAAAGUGAAAACAUGCCAUGCAGUACAGCAUCAUUUAACCAUGAUAUAUCUACAUCGGAAAAAAAGAAUUCGCCUGGAGCUUCUUGGGAAGAUAAUGAAAGCAAAUAUUUGCUACAAUUAUACUAUGAAAAUAUUAAACAAAUAGGUCCAUUUUCCACAUUUAAAAAUAAGAAAUGUAUGUGGGAAUUUAUAAGUAAUGAACUUACAAAGAAAUAUGGAACUUUUCAUUCAUCCUUGCAGUGUGAAUACCGAUAUAAGAAUAUGUUAAAAAGAAGAAAUGCUGCAAAGAAAAAUAAUAAAAAAUCAGGAAAUAAAAAAUAUAAUGUAGCUUUUGAAGAAGAAUUUGAAUUAAUUAAUAGUAUCUGAUAGCAUUGAUGAUAGCAUUGAACCUGACGUUCGCUUUGGUAUAGGCCAGUAUACUAUUAAAAAAAGGAAAAUAGAUGCUUUGAGCAGUGACGAAGAAAUUGAAAAAAAAGUUCCGAAAUCUUCAAAUAUUGUUGCAGUAUUACGAGAUAUUAACAACGAGAAAGAAAAACAGAAAGAGCGUCGACACAAAGAAAAGAUAGAAGUUUUUCGAGAAUUAUUUUCCGCAAAUAAUAAGUAAAACAUAUUUUUACGA
This is a messenger RNA of Cyphomyrmex costatus, 975 nucleotides long. RefSeq lists its product as uncharacterized. The transcript is spliced from 4 exons. The coding region runs from base 171 to 722 and encodes 183 amino acids. The record is from RefSeq and is a predicted model, not a curated record. NCBI's taxonomy places the organism in Eukaryota, Metazoa, Arthropoda, Insecta, Hymenoptera, Formicidae.